Messenger RNA from Megalops cyprinoides (Indo-Pacific tarpon), 4866 nucleotides. RefSeq names its product solute carrier family 35 member F1 (gene slc35f1). Gene Ontology annotation, biological process: transmembrane transport. The record is from RefSeq and is a predicted model, not a curated record. Bases 299 to 1462 code for a protein of 387 amino acids. Gene Ontology annotation, molecular function: transmembrane transporter activity. Gene Ontology annotation, cellular component: membrane. Lineage: Eukaryota; Metazoa; Chordata; Actinopteri; Elopiformes; Megalopidae. The transcript has 8 exons.
CAGUCCGGAGCAGGCGUUCAGAAAAUGCGCGUUGAAGGAUUCAGAGAGCCCUACAAAGAUCACACUGGGAAACUGGUGCACCGUGCAUGAGCUCGCAGCGGACCGCCCGCAAGUGAGUCGUAUCUGUUUUCUCUUUGGGAACACUCUCCUCCUGUCUACCUGUGAACCAUGGAGUGCUGAAGCUGCUUGCGUUAAAGCUGGAAAUUCGGAUCUAGCCCCCAGCGGAGUAUCCCGACCUCUCCGUUUCUGCACGAGCAGAAUGAGCCCUGGUGUCUGAUUGUUUCAUUUUAUACCAGCGAUGAUUCCCGAACACCAGAAUCAUGUUGUUACUACAAUUGAGACCAUCCCUCCUGAGACCAUCACAGCAUCGCCCACACUGCUGCAAAGGAUAAAGAAAGUAUUUAACAGGGAACUGCUCCUGACUCUUGCCCUCGGCCAGGUCCUGUCACUGCUCAUCUGCGGGAUUGGCCUGACGAGCAAGUACCUGGCAGACGACUUCCACGCCAACACACCUGUGUUUCAGAGCUUUCUCAACUACAUCCUGCUGUUCCUCGUCUACACCACCACGCUCGCAGUGAGACAAGGAGAAGAGAAUCUUCUGGCUAUACUGAAGAGACGAUGGUGGAAGUACAUGAUUUUGGGUUUGAUAGACAUAGAAGCAAACUACCUGGUAAUCAAAGCUUACCAGUACACCACACUGACCAGUGUGCAGCUGCUGGACUGUUUCGUCAUCCCCGUGGUGCUGCUGCUCUCCUGGUUCUUCCUGCUGGUGAGGUACAAGGCGGUGCACUUCGUGGGCGUCGGGGUGUGUCUGCUGGGCAUGGGCUGCAUGGUGGGGGCCGACGUCCUGGUGGGCCGGCAGCAGGGCCUGGGGGACCAUAAGCUCCUGGGCGACCUGUUGGUCCUGGCAGGAGCCACGCUUUAUGGCAUCUCCAACGUCUGUGAAGAGUUCAUCGUCAAGAACCUGAGCAGGGUGGAGUUCCUGGGCAUGAUGGGACUCUUUGGUUCAUUCUUCAGCGGGAUUCAGCUAGCCAUAAUGGAACACAAGGAGCUGCUGAAGGUGGCGUGGGACUGGCAGAUAGGCUUUCUGUACAUCGGAUUCAGUGCCUGCAUGUUUGGCCUGUACAGCUUCAUGCCAGUGGUCAUCAAAAGAACAAGCGCAACCGCGGUCAACCUCUCCCUGCUGACCGCUGACCUCUACAGCCUCUUCUGCGGUCUGUUCCUGUUCCAGUACAAGUUUUCAGGACUUUACCUGCUGUCGUUCUUCAUCAUCGUCCUGGGACUGGUCCUGUACUCCUCUUCCUCAACCUACAUGGCCCAGGACCCCCGUGUCUACAAGCAGUUCCGCAACGCUGGAGGCGCCGCCACGGAUACGCCCACCACGGGGCCCAUGGAGCCCUCAGUGACCUAUACCAGCCUGGGGCAGGAGAUAGAGGAGGAGCCAAGGAUAAGGGUAGCCUGAGGGGCAGAGCCACAGGGGUGGGACAGCACCUAUGGCAUCAUCCACUGUCCCACCCACCAACUGUAGAGAGGGAACCUUCCUCAAUGGAAGGGAAAAAAAGAGAAAACAAGUAGCAAAUGAGCAAAUGUACACUGUGAUCACAAACUGUGAAUAGCGACCAGUGACAAUUUAAGAUUUUUUAAAAAUUCGUACAUAUACAAAUAUAUAUAUAUCUAUAUCUAUAUCUAUAUAUCACCCCAUCUCCUCCCCACCUGUAUUUCUAUGGUGUUUAGAAAGGUUUGUGGUGAAUAUGUAUGCAAAUUCUAUAUUGUGAUUAUUUUUGUUUAUAUAGGCACAAUAACCUUUAUUGAAGUGGAAGCUUUGAAACUGAGAUGUGGCCCCAGGUGUUUCAUAUGAAUUAUGUUUUAUGUCCCAUGUUGGUUUUCAACACUCUUUAGAGAACCCUCCACUGGGAUUUACAUUAGGACUAACAGACAUAUACUGGUUUGGCAAGAGUCAGUGCCUCGCUGCGUGUUGCUGUUGUGUUUAUAUGUGCGAUAGCAGCAGAAGUCACACCAUUCUGAGCCAGUAUAAAAGGUAUUGAUGUGGAAUGAGUAUUCACACCCUGUCCUUGAAUGUUGAUAUUCACAUGAUCCUUUGACUUUUUUAUACAGACCACGCUAUAAAAAAUGUGGGUGUUUUGUUCUGCAACAUAUAUGUCCUAACGCAAAGCAUAAACAGUUAUGACUGUACAUUUGGCGCAUAGUUAUAAAGUCUGCCAACUGCAACUAGAAUUCUAAUGAGAAAAUCAUGAAGCAUUGUUGAUUUUUGCAUAAUAUGUAAUGUGAGGAAUAACAGGAUCAGUAUUUUAAUUUAUACUGAAUCUUACUCCUCAAUUCCAUUUUGAAUUGAUUGUAAGAAUUUUAAUUUGUGGCUUUGUGGAGCUGGCGUGUUCUUAUUUUGCUGAUUGUCCAUCUGUUAAUUGAUGUUUUAUGUGUGUGUUUUUCCUCAUUCCCGGUGGAUUAUGUUCCUUGCAGCCUCCAAAAAUUUUUAACAAGUGUCUCCAAGGCUUUUUCCUCUCUUGUAGCUGUGCAUCUUGUCUCAUUUUUGAGGAUUAGGAAAAAUGAGUCAAAUGUGUCCCCCAAACCCAAACUGCUGAACAUUGAAAGUCUGUGCAUUAUAAAGGCACUUGAACACACUCAAUGUCAAUAAGCCAGUGCUGGAAGAACUCGGAAUUGAAUGCUUGAAGGUUUUACUGGAAGCACACCGCAUCAUGACACAAAGCCCCUACAAAAGCAACCAGCCCUACACAGCAGAAAUUAAUCAUGUGUUUUCUAAAUAAAUUGGGAGAGUAAAUUCUAUAGAGGGUCUUGUCAGGGCCCUGCACAGCUUUGAAACCAUACCCACAUCCCAAAUAAAAAUGUUAUAAAGACCAGAAGUAACAAAAUGACACUGCACAAAACACAUUUUAAAACAAUGUAUAUGUUAAAGGGACAUGUGUACAUUUUUGUAAAUAUUAAUUUCCUACUCCCCUGACUUGAACACUGACUGACACUGAUUGUAAAACGUCGAAUCAUGACAAAUGGCUACAAGGAGAAGCCACAACAUUUUAACAAGGACGCAAACCCAACCUGGUGAUGAGAAUGUCUGUUUGUAGCGGUUUGUUGAUGUAGGUCGAGUCAGUGCACAAGUGCUUUAAAUGACAAAUGGAUUUUCUUGUACACGGCACACACAUGUUAAAAAGGCUGGGUCGUGGCUCAAAACUACUUUUGCCAAUCUAGUUUUGUGUAUCAUCGGGGUUUUCUUUCAGUUCAUUCUGACACAGGCAUUCUUGUGGUUGUGCCCUUUGUGUUGUUGUUUUUUUUACUUGCCACCCUAGUUUUAGGUCUAAUGUGCUGUAUUUAUCAACAGAAAAGGUGUAUUCCUAAUUUGUAUGUAUUAAAUUGAUUUUAUGCCACUACAGUCCACGCUUCAUCAGAUUUCAGUUCACCAGUGUUUUCCGUCUGGAUGCACAGUGUUUGCACUAAAGACAUGGAAUAUAAAAGGCACAAGGAAAGUAUUUUGAAAUGUCAAGCAGAAAUCUAGUCUACCUGCUGCAAGGCAUUCAAUCGCAAUAGCUUUUCUGUAAUGAUCUUGGCUUAUUUUGAUUUUGGUAAAGUAAUUCCUCAGUAGUACUGUUACUGUUACUGUUAGUAAAAUAAAUAUAUUAUGACCGUUUCAUCUCUCCAGUCUAGUCUGUUAGCAAUGGCUUACAUGGAAAUGUGAUCAGUGCCUAUUUGAAUGCUUCUUAAAUAAAUGAACAUUUUAUUGUGUUUUUUUGACUGUUAUAUUCCUCGCGAUAUUCAAAAGAAGGUGACAAAGACAAAAUCACCUCUCUUCAAUCCUUCUUGAAGUGAUUUAACCAUGACCUGCAUUACAUUCAGUCUUGAAUCCAACAACAAAAUGUGUUGACUGGUAAUAUUCUUUAGCAGCUACAUUCACAAUGUAUUUGCAACCUUGGGUCCUUCUGGAGUGCAAUAUUGAAGUGCUACUCUCACCAUGAACCAUGAGUAAAAUACGUACACAUUUAUGUUAUAAUUACCUUCACAUAUAAUACAACAGGGUACAAAUCAUUUGGUCAGACUACUCAUUUUCAGCAUAUUUAUUUCAAGUAUAGCUCUUGGGUAAUUGAGUAUAGCUCUUGAGGAUUGGUGGGGUUUUUUAUUAAAGGGUUAUAUUUUAAAGAUUUGUAUAUAACCUGAAAAACGCAUAGGCCAACAUAUAGUUACAAUUCUUAGAUACUUAUACCAAAAUGCAGCUGAUCAGCCACAAACUAACAUAUUGUGUACACGUUAUAUGGUGAGCACCUUUGGAAUAUGUUUUGAAAUUUGCUGUUUGUUGUGUACUACAUGGUUUCCAGAUAAUAAUUGGUGUGUGGUACACAGGCAGAAUUGUGUUGUGUAAGGUAGUCAAUAGUAACUCCAUUUUCAACGUGCAACUCUCAUUUGAAGAAACUGAAAGUCACAUUGGAGUAAAUUGUGUAUAAAAUUUGUCCUAGGUGAAUGUCAAAGAAAAUGACAAGCCCAUUGAUUCAUUUGGAAACAUGUCACUAUUCAGCAGCGCAGCUUUUGAAUAUAUACAUCACUGUUCUUUUAAAGGAAAAGUUACAGUUACGUGUGAUGUUUAUUUGUUAAUAGUUUGACCUUAAUAUUUGAUAAAUGUGUAAAUUAUUAUUUAUUUUGUUUGUUUCAAAUAUUCAGUUUGAUUCAAAAAAUAGUAUUGAUUCACCCAUGAGGGUAAACUGAUUCUGUAAAUGUAAAUAUCCUUAUAGAGCACACUGAAGCUAACGCUGUAAAUGGGAAUACCAAAAUCUGCACAGAUUCCAUUAAGGGAAAUUUUAAAAACAAUACCCUUUUUGAUAUUUGCAUGUUCUAAAUGGAUUGGCU